GUAGCGCGUCUCUCGCGCUACUGCCCAUAGAGUCGUCGACGCGCGCGUCCGCCAUUUUGCAACCGCCAAUUUGCAGCUGUCAUUUUCAAAAUUCGAGUGCCGCGAGUGUUGCCAGUGGUAAAAAGAAGUGGGCGCCGAUUAGCGCUGGACAGUGGAUGUGUUGUGAUGAUACUCUGCCUUAUCUGAGCAGCAUGAGAGGCGGCGUGUGGAAGAUUGUGUUGUUGGCGCAUGUGGUGAGCGCCAUCACCGGACCGAGGAUAGAAAAUGAUUUCGAAGUAAGAAGACCAGCACCGAUACAACAUCAGGGAUUUAACGAGCACCAAACAAGAUUCGGACUGAAUUCUCCACUCCAGAAUUUCCAACAACAAUCCAAUUUAUUGACCAGCCCUCCACCACCGGUGCAGUACCAACAGUCGGUCUACCAGCAACCCCAAGUGCAACAAUCAUACGUGCCCCAGUUUAGCAACAUACUCCCCGCGCAACCCAUUCCAACCCAGAGCAUUCCUAACAAUGUCGGCCUUCAAAAUAACUUGCCUUUGCAAAAUAAUUUCCAAUAUCAAGGGCAAGGUGUUAAUCCCAUCAACUAUGUACAACAACACCAGCAGCAGAAUAUAAGGCAGCUGCCUCCACAGCCCCAGAACAUUUUACCUCAACCAGUCCCUACAUUGCCGACGUACCAAAAUGUUCCUGCCUCUCAAAAUGCUCAGUCUUUCAACCAAAAUGCUCAGCCGACUGUGAACAUCGGUCAGCAGAGGCCAACUUCUGGUGCAUUCUUGCCAACGGUAGCUACUUCUCAAAAUCAACAAAUAUUCAGUCAACCAAACCCAAUAACCAUACAACCAGCUCCUAAUCUAGCGCCGCAAAAUCUGGCUCCCCAAAAUUUGGCACCUCAAAAUUUGGCGCCUCAAAACCACGCUCCUCAAAACUUAAACUUAAAUAAUGCUCAGCUUCCAUUCCAACCAUCUCUAGGCCAACAACCCGUUUUCUCAAACGAUCAAGCAGCUCAUAUCCAGAGCCUUUUCGAACAACAAUCACAAGAGAACUUGGAGAAGCUAAAGGAACUACAAGAGAGAGCUCGUAUUAUUCAAAAGCACCAAGAGUUUGUUGAGAAGCAACAACAGAAACAACAAGAAAAAGUACAAAAGCUGCACGAGGAGUUUAUAAGUAAACAAGCAACGAAAACUGUACCGUCCUACACUACCACAGAGAACUACGAUUUCUACGGGAAUAGAAAUUAUGAGAAACGCCGACCGAUCUUACCGCAUGAGACGGAUUUAUUCAGGAAAGCUGUCGAACUGUAUGAAAGAGAGCACCCGACGACUACCACAACGACUACCACCACUACCACUACUACGACUACGACGCCAGCUCCGCCACCACCACCGCCACCACCGCCAUCGCCUUCACCUACCACCCGCAGGUACACGCCUAGGCUUAAAACGAAAACUAGGCAUCCACCCCAAGACAGAAAUAAGCAAAAACUUUAUAAUGAUAUCAAAAACCUCUUGGAAGAAAGUGAAACUAAAGGUUUCGAUGAUAACUUAAGAGCCAAAAGCGCAGAACUUUUACAGAAACCAGACAUUCUCAAACAGCUCAAAGUGGCUCUGGCUGAAAACCCGGAAGAUUUUAACGGAAAAAACUUUUCUUCAAGGGAAAUCAAUCUUAACGGACAAAAAUUCGAAGUAAUCAGAACUACGAAUCCCAAUCUUAUUCCCAAAGGAGCAAUCACAGCUGAGAGCCCAAACUUGGCCCAUAUUGCGAAGGCCGCACAAGAGGCACAAAAGGAAAGUCGUGUAUCGUUUGAAGAGUUAACCAAAGGGGUACUGCCUCCAGGUGCCAACUUUGAAUUAGUUAAACAGGCAGAAAACGGCAAACUCGAAGAAGUUUCCAACAUACAUACCGAUUUGCAAAACAAAAAGAAGGUCACUUUUGUGUUUCUUGAAGAGCAAGAGGAUGGUUCUUAUAAGGUGAAAGGUGUUAAAGCUAAUGGCCAACAAACAGAAGAAGGACCAGAGGUAGAAAACAUUUUGAACAAGAUAAAGAAGGGUGAAAUUCAAUUGCCAGGACCUACGAAAAUUUCCAACAGCAUUUUCACCACAACUACAGUCAGUCCAUCAACCGAGACCACAGAUUAUAUUGCGGCAUCAUCACACCCACCAUCAAGUUAUUCAAACUUCAUAACCACCACUCACCACGGUACUAGUGGUCACACAAAUCCAAUAAUUCAAACAACCCCAACUCCUGUAUACCAUAAUCCCAUAAUACAGUCAACGAGGUCUACAAUUCCUCAGACGCAGACCUUCAUCCCCUCAACAGUUGCUGUAACAAGCACUGAGAGGUAUAUUGCGAAAUCCAGCACUCCAAUCUUCGAAAGGCCAUCAGGCAGGAAUAGCAUAAGUCAGUCUCCAAGAAACACGUACUCAAGUUCAACCUUCUCGUCUACAAUAAAUACCACGCCCUCAUAUCGACCACCGCCAAAAGAUCUAGUUGUCAUAGGAUCAAGCACAAUACCACCUUCUCUGCCAACGUUUGAAGAAAGCACUCCCCAUGUAGGUUCAUCGAGGCAAGCGAACCCAGGUCUUGUAGAGAUCCUGAAAGAAAAUGGUUUGUUCGCGACGGCUAAAUAUCUGAAGCAGUCAGGUUUGGACUCGAUAUUGAAUGAGACUGGCCCGUACACUAUCUUCGCUCCAACUGACAAGGCUUUCAGGACCUUGCUGGUGCAGCUUGGAGGACCAGAUAGGGCUGAGGAGAAGUUCCGUGACAACCCCAGAUUGCUCAGCGGGCUGCUUCUACACCACGUGAUCCCAGGUGCAUUCGAUAUUGGAUCUCUUCAAGACGAGAUGACCGGUGUGUCGCUGGCCGGUACACAACUAAGAGUUAACCAGUAUGAUAUGCACGACGUGGAGUGGAACGAGGUCCGCGUCACUACCAUCAACGGAGCCAGGGUCCUUGACGAUAAGAAGGACAUUCAUAUCCCUCAGGGCAUAGCACACGCAGUAGACCGUGUCAUGUUCCCCCUGCCUGUCGGGGAUCUGGUCCAGACGCUGCAGGCCGAUAGAGAUCGAAGGUUCACCAUAUUCCUGAAGGCGAUCCAGGCCAGCGGCUUCGCGGAUACUCUCGCAGAGAGCAAAACCUACACAGUGUUCGCGCCAACGGACGCAGCAUUCGGUCGACUAUCACCAGUCGAGGUAACGAAGUUGUCGGAGAAGUCUGCGGCUAAGGCGCUGGUGGCGCGACACGUGCUCACCGGCACGCUGUACAGCGCCGGCAUGAGGUACUACCAGCUCCGGAACUCCAUGGAGGACGCUAAACCACUCACGUUGCAAAAGAACUCUGGUCGCAUCAAGGUGAAUAACGCUCAAGUGAUAACUCACAACAUUCCCGCCACUAACGGAGUCAUCCAUGCUAUCGACAAUAUUCUAUAAUCUAUGGCUUCAGUGAAGCUUGACCGUGGGUAUAUUAACAGGCACAAGAAAAUUAGGUCUCAAGAAGUGAAUAUUGUGUUGUAAAUAUAGGUAAUGCAUUUCCCGUUGAUAUGUUUUAAAUUAGUGUUUUAAUAGUACAGAAGCUAAAACACAGUUUAAAAGAGUCAAGUAAAGAUAUUGGACAAGAUUGAUAGUUAAGAAUUUAUAAGCAAGGCUGUCUUUUUAUUACCAGAAUAAAAAUCCUUUGUGAUACUUUUAGAAAUCGUGUUAUUUUAUCUAUGGAAACAAGCCUAAAUUGUAAGUUAUAGAAAGUGUAAUGUUUAAUUUGAAUUUUAUCAGCCCUAAAAUGCAAAAGAAGUUGUUAGUGCCUGUUCUUAUAUUACCGGUGCUCAUGUUUUCAAACGAACGAAUUCAUUUAUUCUUUACGAACGGCGACUGCGUUUGGUCGCGUUCAUUCAUGAUUAUUUUUAAGACUGUAAAUAUAAAUUAGGAUAAAAUAAUAAUUUAUGAAUGCGUUUUUGUAUUUUUUGUAAAUAAACUUUUAUAUCUUUACAGUUUUGUGUUUUAUUCCACCACCUUAUUAACAGAGUGUAAUUUGAAUAACGCAGGUUCAACCU
Messenger RNA from Manduca sexta (tobacco hornworm), 4042 nucleotides. RefSeq lists its product as uncharacterized. Gene Ontology annotation, molecular function: cell adhesion molecule binding. Gene Ontology annotation, cellular component: extracellular matrix. Gene Ontology annotation, biological process: cell adhesion; extracellular matrix organization. The record is from RefSeq and is a predicted model, not a curated record. NCBI's taxonomy places the organism in Eukaryota, Metazoa, Arthropoda, Insecta, Lepidoptera, Sphingidae.